AGCCGCCCGACGAGCGGGGCCGGCGCCGCGGGAGAAGGAGGAGGACGCCUCGGGCCGCCGCGCUUCCUCGGGGCCUCGGUGGACCGGGCCGCCCGCCCGCUCGCUCGCCCGGCGGCGGCGCCGCCUCCCCACCCCACCCCCGCCCCGGAGCGCUCGGCCGGCCGUAGCGGCGGCCCGGGCUGGAGGCGGCGGCCCCGGGCGAGGCGAGGCGAGGCGGCCCGCGCGCCCCGCUCGGCUGGCUGUCAGGCCACCGGCCCGGCCUCCGAUGCGGAGGCGCUGCGGCCGGGGACCAUGCAGCAGGCGCCGCAGCCCUACGAGUUCUUCAGCGAGGAAAACAGCCCGAAAUGGCGGGGACUGCUGGUCCCGGCCCUGCGGAAGGUUCAGGAGCAAGUACAUCCCACUCUCUCAGCUAAUGAAGAGUCUCUUUAUUAUAUUGAAGAACUGAUUUUUCAGCUGCUUAAUAAAUUAUGCCUGGCUCAACCAAGGACUGUUCAAGACGUGGAGGAACGAGUCCAAAAGACCUUUCCUCAUCCUAUUGAUAAAUGGGCAAUUGCUGAUGCACAGUCUGCCAUCGAGAAACGUAAGCGAAGAAAUCCUCUUUUACUACCUGUGGACAAAAUCCAUCCUUCUUUGAAGGAAGUUUUGGGGUACAAAGUGGACUACCAUGUAUCCCUCUACAUUGUGGCCGUAUUGGAGUAUAUCUCAGCAGAUAUUUUGAAAUUGGCUGGUAAUUAUGUUUUUAAUAUCCGGCAUUAUGAAAUAUCUCAGCAAGACAUUAAAGUGUCAAUGUGUGCAGAUAAGGUUCUGAUGGACAUGUUUGAUCAGGAUGAUGAUAUAGGUUUGGUUUCUCUCUGUGAAGAUGAACCUAGUUCUUCUGGUGAGCUAAACUACUAUGACCUUGUCAGAACUGAAAUUGCAGAAGAAAGACAGUAUCUACGGGAACUGAACAUGAUCAUCAAAGUAUUCCGGGAAGCCUUUCUUUCUGACAGGAAGUUGUUCAGGCCUUCUGAAAUUGAAAAGAUUUUCAGUAACAUUUCAGAUAUACAUGAAUUGACUGUGAAACUCUUAGGGUUGAUUGAAGACACAGUGGAAAUGACAGAUGAAAGCAGUCCUCACCCAUUAGCUGGGAGCUGCUUUGAAGAUUUAGCAGAGGAGCAAGCGUUUGACCCCUAUGAAACAUUGUCACAGGACAUUCUCUCGCCAGAGUUUAAUGAGUACUUCAGUAAGUUGAUGGCCAGACCUGCAGUUGCUCUACAUUUUCAGUCCAUUGCCGAUGGCUUUAAGGAGGCUGUUCGUUACGUCCUUCCACGGCUUAUGCUGGUGCCUGUGUAUCACUGUUGGCAUUACUUUGAGUUACUAAAGUUGAAAGCGUGCAGUGAAGAACAAGAAGACAGGGAGUGUUUGAAUCAGGCUAUCACUGCCCUCAUGAAUCUCCAAGGCAGCAUGGACCGAAUUUACAAGCAGCACUCACCUAGACGCCGACCAGGGGAUCCCAUUUGCCUUUUUUACAAUCGUCAAUUAAGAAGCAAGCACCUGGCUAUCAAGAAAAUGAAUGAAAUUCAGAAAAACAUAGAUGGGUGGGAAGGCAAAGAUAUUGGACAGUGUUGUAACGAAUUCAUAAUGGAAGGGCCAUUGACCAGAAUUGGUGCUAAACAUGAAAGGCAUAUUUUUCUCUUCGAUGGCUUGAUGAUCAGCUGUAAACCUAAUCAUUGCCAGAGCCGACUUCCGGGUUAUAGUAGUGCAGAAUACAGACUAAAAGAGAAGUUUGUCAUGAGGAAAAUUCAAAUCUGUGAUAAGGAGGAUACGUGUGAAUGCAAACAUGCUUUUGAAUUAGUAUCCAAAGAUGAAAACAGUGUAAUCUUUGCUGCUAAGUCAGCUGAAGAGAAAAAUAACUGGAUGGCAGCCCUUAUUUCCCUUCACUAUCGAAGCACUCUAGAUAGGAUGCUGGACUCUGUACUGUUGAAAGAAGAAAAUGAGCAGCCCCUGAGGCUACCAAGUCCAGACGUGUACCGCUUUGUGGUGCAAGACUCUGAGGAAAACAUUGUGUUUGAAGACAACCUGCAAAGUAGAAGUAUAAUCCCCAUUAUUAAAGGAGGGACUGUGGUGAAAUUAAUUGAAAGGCUAACCUAUCAUAUGUAUGCAGAUCCCAAUUUUGUUCGUACUUUUCUUACUACAUAUCGUUCAUUUUGUAAACCACAGGAAUUGCUAAGCUUGCUGAUAGAACGGUUUGAGAUUCCAGAACCAGAGCCUACUGAAGCAGACAAGUUGGCGCUAGAGAAAGGCGAGCAGCCAAUCAGUGCAGAUCUGAAAAGAUUUCGCAAGGAAUACGUCCAACCUGUGCAACUCAGGAUCUUAAAUGUCUUUCGCCACUGGGUUGAACAUCAUUUUUAUGACUUUGAAAGAGACCUGGAAUUGCUUGAAAGACUAGAAUCCUUCAUGUCAAGUGUAAGAGGGAAAGCUAUGAAGAAAUGGGUAGUGUCCAUUGGUAAGAUCAUCAAGAGGAAGAAGCAGGCUCAGGCAAAUGGAAUAAGCCAUAAUAUCACCUUUGAAAGUCCACCUCCACCCAUUGAAUGGCAUAUCAGUAGACCCGGCCAGUUUGAAACGUUUGACCUUAUGACACUUCAUCCAAUAGAAAUUGCACGCCAGUUAACACUUUUGGAGUCUGAUCUCUACAGGAAAGUCCAACCUUCUGAACUUGUAGGGAGUGUCUGGACCAAAGAAGAUAAAGAAAUUAAUUCUCCAAAUUUAUUAAAAAUGAUUCGCCACACAACAAACCUCACUCUCUGGUUUGAAAAAUGCAUUGUGGAAGCAGAGAAUUUUGAAGAGCGGGUGGCAGUGCUCAGCAGGAUAAUAGAAGUUCUGCAAGUGUUCCAGGAUUUGAAUAAUUUCAAUGGCGUGUUGGAAAUAGUCAGUGCGGUCAAUUCUGUAUCAGUGUACAGACUAGACCACACAUUUGAGGCAUUGCAGGAAAGGAAGAGGAGAAUUUUGGAUGAUGCUGUGGAAUUAAGUCAGGAUCACUUUAAAAAAUACCUAGUAAAACUUAAAUCAAUCAAUCCACCUUGUGUGCCUUUUUUUGGAAUAUAUUUAACAAAUAUUCUGAAGACUGAAGAAGGGAACAAUGAUUUUCUCAAGAGGAAAGGAAAAGAUUUAAUCAAUUUCAGUAAGAGGAGGAAAGUGGCUGAAAUUACUGGAGAAAUUCAGCAGUAUCAGAACCAGCCUUACUGCUUACGGACUGAACCUGAAAUGAGGAGAUUCUUUGAAAACCUUAACCCCAUGGGGAUUCUAUCGGAAAAGGAGUUUACAGAUUAUUUGUUCAACAAAUCGCUAGAAAUUGAACCCCGAAACUGCAAACAACCACCUCGAUUUCCUAGGAAAUCAACCUUUUCCUUAAAGUCUCCUGGAAUAAGGCCUAACACAGGCCGGCACGGCUCCACCUCAGGAACAUUGCGAGGUCACCCCACACCUUUGGAGAGAGAGCCGUACAAGAUAAGCUUUAGUAGGAUUACCGAGACUGAGCUCGAAUCAACAGUGUCAGCGCCCACCUCUCCAAACACGCCGUCCACUCCCCCUGUGUCUGCCUCCUCCGACCACAGCGUGUUUCUAGAUGUGGAUCUCAACAGUUCCUGUGGCAGCAACACCAUCUUUGCGCCAGUGCUCCUGCCCCAGUCAAAGACUUUCUUCAGCUCAUGUGGAAGUUUACACAAACUGAGUGAAGAGCCGCAGAUUCCCCCUCCGCUUCCUCCUCGGAAAAAAGUUGAUCCUGAUACUUCAAACUCCAAGGGAACUAUGAAAUCUGAUGACGACCCUCCUGCUAUUCCACCAAGACAGCCUCCUCCUCCAAAGGUAAAGCCAAGAGUUCCUGUCCCCACCGGUGCAUUUGAUGGGCCUGUGCACAGUCCACCUCCACCACCACCAAGAGAGCCUCUUCCUGAUACCCCCCCACCGGUUCCUCUUCGGCCUCCGGAACACUUUAUAAACUGUCCGUUUAAUCUGCAGCCACCUCCACUGGGCCACCCUCACAGAGACCCAGACUGGUUCAGAGACGUUAGGACGUGUCCAAAUUCACCCAGCACUCCUCCCGGCACACCUUCUCCACGAGUGCCACGAAGAAGCCAUUUGCUCAGUUCCAGUCACAACAACCUUGCUCAUCCUCCAGCUCCUCCUGUUCCACCAAGGCAGAAUUCAAGCCCUCACCUACCCAAACUGCCACCAAAGACAUACAAACGGGAGCUCUCACACCCGCCCUUGUACAGACUGCCUUUGCUCGAAAAUGCAGAAACUCCUCAAUGACCUUAGCCAUGUGUAGUCAUUGACACUGGAAUAGUAUUUGUAAAGAUUUUUAAUUUAUUCAAAGAGGCAUAGUAUUUUAGUACUUUUUACAAAUAAUGCUCUUACAAAAAUGCUACUGAUCAAAUAAGCUUUUAAGAAUGAGAAAAAUUGCCGGGCAUGGUGGCCCACACCUUUAGUCCCAGCACUCGGGAAGCAGAGGCAGAUGGAUUUCUGAGUUUGAGGCCAGCUCGGUCUAUAGAUCGAGUACCAGGACAGCCAUGGCUACACAGAGAAACCCUCUCUCAAAAAAACAAAACCAAGAAAAGAAUUCUAAAACUUAAAAUGCAAAAGCCCUUCACCGUAACCCUCAGGUGAGGAGUAGCCUUGCCUUGUCUCAGCUCCUCAGUGCUGCCCAAAGGCCAGUAUAACGAACUCCUGUUUGCACUGCAGACCCUGCUAAACUGUGGCUGUGGAUGAUACCGACUGCACUGAAAGGAUAGUUCUCAAGGAAGUGCUCCAGGCUGAGUAAUAGACGCCUUCUUAAGGCGAUGAAUUCACAGAUACAGGAUGAACUGUGAUGUUACUGGGUCGUCAACCCUCUCUGACCCUCUUCUAGGUUUUAACUGUGUUUGGUUUUUACAGCUAGGGAAUAACACCUCCUGUUCUUAAACCUUUGAUGCCAUGUCUUAAAUGCCAGUAUUUGCUGCUGAAGACAAAAACAGAAAAUAGAAUGGAAAUAAUAGAAUGCACUGUGUUUAUUAUUUUGUUAAAAUUAUAAACGAUUCUAUAUAACCUGAUUAUAGAUGAAAAGGGGCAUGUAUCUCAUUAAGAUGCUCCUUUAGUUCUGCAGUGUAUGCUGUCUUUAGCUAAUGAUUUGCCUCUUGUUUGGGAAAACAAAGUUAAUAUGCCAUGUAUGUACAGUUUAUUUAUAUUGUAUAUAUUUAAAGAUGCUAAUAACCUAUAUAAAUUUAAGUGACUUGGGGCCUAUAAUACAAUCUGCUAUUUUACUAAUUUGUAAGUCAAGAACAAAUGUUUCUUAUGGUGUAGGAACCAACUGCCUUCACUUCAAAACUUAUUAACUUUCUUUAAUCUCAUGUUAAUUGAAAUUUUUUAAAAGUUUUUCCAGAUUGGUAAUAUUUAAACAAAAUACUUAAAGCUUUAUUAAAAUUUGUAAUCCGACAGGAUAAAGCUUUUGUCAUUUGGACACCCUCGUUCAAAGUGAUCAGAGUGUGGUGCUGAUCGUGCAGCAGCAAUUGUAAAGCAGCCCAAAGCCACGGUGUUCUCUGCUGGUCUGUGGCCUUUUACUGUGCUUUGUAUCAGAGUUCUAACAAGAUUAAUAAAUCACCUCAGUCUUCAUUUUUAAAA
Molecule: messenger RNA, 5634 nt
Organism: Peromyscus leucopus (white-footed mouse)
Lineage: Eukaryota; Metazoa; Chordata; Mammalia; Rodentia; Cricetidae
Gene: Sos2
Product: SOS Ras/Rho guanine nucleotide exchange factor 2
Exons: 23
Coding region: 292-4290 (1332 amino acids)
Biological process (GO): positive regulation of GTPase activity; Ras protein signal transduction
Cellular component (GO): plasma membrane
Molecular function (GO): guanyl-nucleotide exchange factor activity; protein heterodimerization activity
Source: RefSeq, a predicted model, not a curated record